AUGGUGACAUCUAAAGCCACUCAUUUCUCUGUCCAACGACAAGUCGUCGUUGCUGCUGCUAAAGUUGUUAAAGACCCGCUUCCUCCCCAUCAAACAAAAGACGAUUCAGUCUUGGUAGCAUCUCCAUCCAAUCCUUCGCGACAAGAUCUUGUUAAACCGAGAGCUACUAAUUUGCUGAAUAAUGAGAUUCCAAGAUCAUUGGAAAAACCUCAGAAAAUUCAAAGUUAUGAUGAAACUGGGGACCUAGAUGAACACAUCGAGCAUAUGGACAACCAAUUAGAUUAUUAUCAUGCUCAUAGGGCCAUAAAGUGCAAGCUCUUUGCACUAACCUUGCCUAGAUCUGCUAUGUUUUGGUUGAAAACCCUCUCGGAUGGGAGCAUGGAUUCAUGUCAAGAUCUUUGUGAGGCCUUAACCACCAAUUUUACCCCAAAAGAGGCAACUCAUAACAAUGGUUAUGCUUAG
Messenger RNA from Vicia faba (fava bean), 462 nucleotides. Lineage: Eukaryota; Viridiplantae; Streptophyta; Magnoliopsida; Fabales; Fabaceae. The record is from the annotation of a GenBank genome assembly.